Messenger RNA from Myotis brandtii (Brandt's bat), 2174 nucleotides. It is a transcript of the gene ZBED2, whose product is annotated as zinc finger, BED-type containing 2. The coding region runs from base 913 to 1566 and encodes 217 amino acids. Gene Ontology annotation, molecular function: DNA binding. The transcript has 3 exons. The record is from RefSeq and is a predicted model, not a curated record. NCBI's taxonomy places the organism in Eukaryota, Metazoa, Chordata, Mammalia, Chiroptera, Vespertilionidae.
AGUCAGCUAAUAACUAACUAUUCAAGGCGCACAGAGCACUCACCCUGCACGGGAGCCAUUGGAGACAAGACCAGAGCCUCUGGUGCCAGUGAUGGUGCCGGGGAAGGUGGAGCGUGCUGAGCUGCUUGCCCAGGACCACAGGCGACACUGAUCCUGUGGAGAAGUUCCACCUCCUCCUCCUCCGUGCCUGCCAGAUCCUCCCGCUGAAAACAGCUAAGCCUGAUGUUCGGAUUUCUUAGAAUCCCGGCCCCAGAGGACUCUGGAGAGAUAAGCUGACCUCACACUAGGAACUUUAUUACCCGGACCCUGGCAGGCUUUGUUGCCGCUGACUGCUUGUUGCAACAGUGCCUGGGAAGCAUAAGUCUCUCUCACAUCAGCAUCUGUCCUUGCUUGCUGCUACCCACACUGAGAGAGACCUGGGGAAGCCCCAGCCUUGGGCGUCCUGAACAGCCUGGACAUUGAGGCUGCUCAUCCUACCUCCAAACACAUUUUACAGGAUCUAGGAGCACAGAGACAGUGGAAGCAGCCGGGAGAAAACCUAAAAUUUUCAACAUUCAAAGACACCGUGGCGUGGUGGAUGUAGAUGGAGAACACUGAGCGGCCUGAACAGCUUUGCAAUUGUUGCACUAAUUUGCUUUGACUCUGGCUUUGCCAAGGAGGGAUCAGCACGUCCGGAGCACAGAGGGAAUGUGCAGGGGAGCCUCAGAGGCCAUUUUGCUUGGCUCUGACUCACCCUGACUCUCCAGUGAAGCAGAAAGGAGAAAACAUCACACCAACCAGGUGUGGCCAGCCUUUGACCAUUACUGUGAAACCCCAAGAGUUGCCACAGUUCCUUUCCAGGUACGCAGUUAGCCUUAGUUGUGGUUCAACUGAGACUUUUAGCUCAAGGAAAGCUAUAGAAGAGGAGACAGUAUGAGGCGGGAAGAGGAGGAAGAGGAGAGAACCGGGAUGACGGCAAAAGGGGAGUUACUGAUGAAGGAGGAGGAGGAGAUCCAUGACAUGGGAGAACUGGUUGGCCCUUUUGUGAGUGCCAUGCCCACCCCAGUGCCCCACAACAAGGGGACCCGGUUUUCCGAGGCCUGGGAGUAUUUCCACCUGGCUCCUGCUCGUGCUGGGCACCACCCCAACCAAUACGCCACUUGCCGCCUAUGUGGCCGGCAGGUGAGCCGUGGCCCCGGGGUGAACGUGGGCACCACAGCCCUGUGGAAGCACCUGAAGAGCAUGCACAGAGAGGAACUGGAGAAGGGUGGCCAUGGUCAGGCAGCGCAGCGCCAGGACCCGAGGGGCCAAGGACCGCAGAUCCCCAUGGGCAUCGAGGGCGAGUGGGCCAGGCUCCUGGAGCAGGUGGGGGCCCUGGCUUUAUGGGCCAGCCAAAGAGAAAAGGACCUUCUCAGGAGGGAGAGGGCAGUGGAAUGGCGGGAGAGGGCUGUGGAAAGGAGAGAGCGAGCUGUGGAGGAGGUGGAAAGGGCCAUCCUGGAGAUGAAGUGGAAGGUGAGGGCAGAGAGGGAGGCCCACCGGAGGGAGACAGAUCAGCUGGCAGCAGCUCACCCCUUCCAUUUUGUUUAAACCGGCCUUGGGGAAAUCUGUUCUGAAAACACUGACUUUAGAUUCCUAGCAAAGAGCCAUUUUAGUUCCAGCUUAAAUAUACAGCAAGGCAAUCUAGUGGGAUUUUGCUUUUAAGAGAAAGCGUGCAUACUAUGUGUUAAUAUCAGCAAGUUCUGAAUUAAGCAAAUGUUUAACUAUGGGGUUCCUAGUGUUGUACUGAUUGAAACUUUUAAAUACACUGAGUAAAUAUAGAGGUUGUGUCACACCAUGGGUCUGUGAGUUGUUCUGGGUCACAAUGUACCAGCCUGUCAGCACUGAUGAGUGAAAAUACUGGGAUGUAUGCCUAGCACUUGGUUUUGGUAAAGCUGGAGGUUUUGACAGUUGAGGCUGAACUGUGCCUGCAUGGCCAGCUCCCUGUAAGAGGCCCCACCAGGAGCAGAGCUGGGGCUUCCUGGGGCCGAGGUGUUUGCAUGCAUCUGGCUGUGAUUUGAGAACUGGAUACAAAGCUUAUUCUGUGGAACUGAGCAGUGGAAGGACAAAGAAGCUUGAGCCUGAGGUCUCCAGACCCUUCCGAUGUAUACCUUUUUCCCACUGUGGCAGUGCUAUGACACCUGCUUAUAUUAAAGCUG